CAGCUGUCAUACUCGUCACCUGUGUAAACGUAUCGAGUGGCUUCCCCCUCGGUAAACGAGAUUAUAAACCGGUCUGUUGGUGGAGGUCCGCGUGUGACGACAGCUUCAACAGACCCGAGUCAGACAUGCAGGCCUUCGUCAACAUGCAGGUGGUUGUGGCGACUGUGGUGAUGGUGGUGGCAGUGGUGUUAGCUGACCGCUAUUCAGGGAAAGUGCUGCUCGUGUCGAUGGACGGUUUCCGCUGGGACUACAUCACAAAAGUGUCCAAUCUGACCAACUUCCCGAGGAUGGCAGCUUCGGGGGUGGCUGUUGAUUAUGUCAACAACACGUUCGUCACCAAGACUUUCCCUUGUCACUACACUAUUGUUACAGGGCUGUAUGAGGAGAGCCAUGGCAUCGUGGCCAACAGAAUGUACGAUCCUGAUCACAACGCAAGUUUCACCAUGUCCAGCACCGAGUCCUUCUGGUGGGAAGGAGGGGAACCGGUCUGGGUGACAGCAGACAAACAAAACAAGAAGACAGGUGUUUAUUUCUGGCCUGGAAGCGAGGCUGAGAUCCGAGGACGUCGUCCCCAGAAAUGGUUCAAAUACAAUGAAAGUGUUCCAUUUAAUGAACGGGUGGCUACAGCUAUAGGGUGGUUCACAGAAGAUAACAUGGACUUUGUGGCGAUGUACUUUAAUGAGCGUACCACUGGUCAUAAGUACGGCCCUGAUUCGCCGCAAAUAGCUGCGAAAGUGCGAGAGAUGGACCAACUGCUUGGCAACAUCCUGGACACCAUCGACUCAAAAGGUCUGCGCGAUACAGUCAAUGUCAUCGUGACAUCAGACCAUGGCAUGACUAGGGUCGAUUCACAAAACAAGGUGAUAGACAUAUGGAAGUGGUCGACAGUUCAAUGAUCCAAAGGGUAGUGGACAGUGGAGUGAUCACCGCCAUCAUUCCAGCAGAAGGACAAGAACAAGAAGUGGUAGACAGGCUGAAUAAUCAAAGUCACGUGACGGUAUACCAAAAGGAAAAGAUGCCGGAUCACUUUCACUACAAGAACAAUCCCCGGAUCACGCCCAUCAUUGUAAUGGCUGAUGAAGGAUGGCAGCUCACCUCGGAUAUAGCUUCUGUCAGAAGAGGGAACACUUUAGGUGAGCACGGGUACAGCAAUGAACUGCCCUCGAUGAAGCCAAUCUUCUUCGCCCGGGGACCAAACUUCCAAACCGGUGUGCGGACCACCUCCAUCCGUUCUGUGGACAUCUACCCGCUGGUGUGCAAGCUGCUCAACAUCGAUGCUGCCCCUAACAACGGCAGCCUGGACAACACAGCUUCCCUCCUCAAGUCCUCCACCAACGGUGGUGUCUCGCCUUUUCUUGUUGACCGGCAACUGGCGGCGGUCCUGGCUCUCAAUGUAGCACUCGUCCUUUGGAUUGUUUGAAGGAAAUGAUCUCUUACGAUUUUUGCUAGUGUCCUUGAUAUUGCUUUUCUUUCUUUUUUCUUUUGUUUUGCUUUUAUUCCAUGUCAGAUAGUUUUGCAAAAAUCAAAUUUUUCUGAUUAUAUGGUUCUAUUGUCUGAAAAAAUUGAGGAAGACCUCCCUAAAAUUUUAUUGACAUGUGUUUUUAUUACUCAGGAAACAAACUGUUGGAUUUUUUGUAUUUCUCUGAUUAGCUAAUAAAGUCUUGUCAUAUUUAA
Pomacea canaliculata is the source of this 1674-nucleotide messenger RNA. RefSeq names its product bis(5'-adenosyl)-triphosphatase enpp4-like. The record is from RefSeq and is a predicted model, not a curated record. Lineage: Eukaryota; Metazoa; Mollusca; Gastropoda; Architaenioglossa; Ampullariidae.